GGAUAACUAAUAAUUAGAGAGUAAUUCUCAAUUUUAUUUAAGGAUUACUCUUUAUCACGUCGAGCGAUGCUCGUGCCCGAGUCUCGACUUCUUCUGCUUCUUGGCUCGAUGGCGAUGGAGGCGGUGGGUCCUUGCGGGUCGCGGGGCCAUCGACUUUUUCUUGCAGCAGCGCUCGUCGACCUCGUUCCGAUGGGCCCGAUGGUCCCGCUCGGGGCCCGACUAUCAUGGACUCGACUCGACGUAUAAUUCGCAGAUUCCCAUCCGAAUACAUCAGCAGGCGUAUGUGGAAAAUGGGGCUGCUACCUCCAGAUACUGCCCACGUAUCGCGCGCUAACAAGUCUCUGGUGCGUGAAGGGAGAGGAAAGACUGCAUUGAUAUCUGUCUGCACUACGUUCUGGUCUCUACAUUCUGCACUCGGUGUUGCAAUUAAAUAUUCGUGAAUAUUGCAUAUUACCCCCACUUUCACAUUUCAAAUCGACGGUGGACUGUUGAAUUUUUUUGCCUCACCACGAAUGCCACCAUUCCACCUGAAGUACCGGGAAAAGGUGCAACUUGAGUGAGGAUGGCAGGGGACUUAUUCUCACGAGGGGCCCAAUUAAUGAGGUGGUGCCAUGGCAGUCACUUGUUGGUGCAGGAACACAUGCUUUCGUGCCUCUCUUGUCCGUCUCGGCUUGAGCGACUGAGAUCAGACAGAGGGCAAUUCCAUGUGUCUGCAAUUCACUCCAUGGCCCUCCUCCGGGCCAUUUCUCCGAUUGAUACAAGUUCACGCCUUUUCUGCUGCAACCAAAAUCGUCGCGGAUGGUUUGAAGAUAUGAUCAAGUUUUGCCGAAUCCCCGAAAGAAAUGUCUCUCGGAAGGAUUCUGUCCCUAGCCCUGGCCCUGCCCCUUCAUUGGGGCCGACAUCGCCACAAUUAGAGGAAACACGUUCUCAUGGUGAUGGUUUGCAACCCCUCUGGAUGCCAAAUUGACCAUUUUCGCGGUCGGUGCGGUCAGUGUUGGAUGCCUCGUUUGCAUAAAUUAACAAAUCCACAUUUACUGCAGCGUGCAUAUAACGUCAGAGGGAAGUCAUCAAAUCUUACAGAGGAACAAGUGUCGAACGGAUUUAGAUUUAAUAUAUACGUAAUAAUCUAUGAAUAGAAAUUGACUCAGAAGAGAUGUAUCCUGCAUAAGCUGGAAUAUAACAUACGCCAGUCAACCAU
Molecule: messenger RNA, 1198 nt
Organism: Marchantia polymorpha subsp. ruderalis
Lineage: Eukaryota; Viridiplantae; Streptophyta; Marchantiopsida; Marchantiales; Marchantiaceae
Source: the annotation of a GenBank genome assembly